This is a messenger RNA of Mucor velutinosus, 666 nucleotides long. RefSeq lists its product as uncharacterized. The record is from RefSeq and is a predicted model, not a curated record. The transcript has 5 exons. Lineage: Eukaryota; Fungi; Mucoromycota; Mucoromycetes; Mucorales; Mucoraceae. Bases 1 to 666 code for a protein of 221 amino acids. Gene Ontology annotation, biological process: protein targeting to membrane; peptidyl-L-cysteine S-palmitoylation. Gene Ontology annotation, cellular component: endoplasmic reticulum palmitoyltransferase complex.
AUGUUUACAUCUAGCGAACCAACAACACCCAAAGCUGCUCAUCAAAAAAGUCGGGAUUCGCCGUCGAUUGUAUCCGAACAGCAAUCUUACAAACACAUUGAUACCACAGCAUUGAUCAAUAACAACAGUUCCUCGAGCCUCGACGAAGUAUUAGAAGCUGUUUCCACUCGUGUGUCAAGCACAAUCAUCGCAGGAUCUCUCACUGUGAAAAAUCAAAAAGAAGCACAUCAUCAUAGCAGUAAUAAGAAUGCCAUGCUCAAAGCACAUGAAAUAAUUUCCAUACAAGACCGAGUUCCAGUGAAAUCAAUUCGAGUUGAGCGAGAUUAUUCUCUGGGAGAUGGCAUCACUCGCUUUAGCACACAAUAUCCAGUUGAAUUAGAGGGAAAAAUUACAACGGAACAAUUUCUUCAUACAAUAAACGAGAUCAACAUCAUCAUGGAUUACGCCGAUAGACUGUCAUGGAGGAUCGUGCUUGAGAACAUCAUUGAAACACUCACCAUAUAUCUAUGGCCUAUUCUAUUUUCAACACAUUAUCAAAGAGUUGUGAAACGAUUGUUAGCAUUUAUUGAAUCAGAGAAUUCCACUAUUUAUUAUCCACACUCAUUAUCCAUAUCAAAUCCUGUCAAAUCAGCGUUUCUUUUUAUUGAAAUCAACUUUUAUGAAUAG